UAGCGUCGCUCUAAAGUCAAAAGCGAAAGGCAAAACGUCAAAUUUACUUGAUUAUACUAAAAAAUUUAAUAACAUUAACUGUUCUAGGAAUAAACAAAAGCCCACUUAAAAUCAAGUGUUUCCUUAAGAAUAAUUCCUUCAUCUUAAACUUAUAGUAACGUAAGACAAGCGUAGUGUUUAUCAGUAAACGUGUAAUGGAGUAGAGUGAAGUUCGUGUCGUGUGAUCACCUCGUACGUGUAUUAUGGCUCAAAGAUUUCCUCCCGGUGGGCCUCCUGUCGGUCCGAGCGGGCCCGGCGGGCCGGGUGGGCCGGGGCCGGGUCCCGGGCCGGGCCCGGGCGGGCCAGCGGGCGCGGCGCUGCCGCCGCAGCCGCGGUAUGCGGGGGCUGCGCCGCCGCCCAACGCCAUGCCGCCGCGGCCCUAUCCUGGACCUAAUUUUCCGCAACGCAGCGGCUUCACCCCACCACCUGUCUCAGCCGGCGGCACGCCGCGCCCCGCACCAUACGGCGGAGCCCCGCACGUUCCGCCGCAUGCGCCGCCCCACGCGGCGCCACACGCGCCCCCUCACGGCGGCGCCCCGCAUGCGCCCCCGCACGGCGGCGCCCCGCACGCGCCCCCGCACGGCGGCGCCCCGCAGGCCGGCGGGGCGCUGCGCCCGGCGCCCGGCCCCGCGCCGCCCGGCGGCAAGCGCCCGCCGGAUAACCGGAGCCCGCUGCCGCCACAACAUAAACCGCCUAAUAUGUACAAUAACGAGUACGCAGCUGGCGGCGGCAAACGGAAGAAGCGUCUAGCGGACAAGAUCCUCCCCCAGAAGGUCCGAGACCUGGUCCCCGAGUCCCAAGCCUACAUGGACCUGCUGGCCUUCGAGAGGAAACUGGACGCAACCAUAUUGAGAAAGAGGCUGGAUAUUCAGGAGGCGCUGAAGCGGCCUAUGAAGCAGAAACGAAAGCUGAGGAUCUUUAUAUCAAAUACUUUCUACCCAGGUCAGGGCGACAAUGCGGUGGCAUCUUGGGAGCUCCGUGUAGAGGGGCGCCUGCUCGACGACGCCAAAGGAGACCCUGGCAAGGUUCCGCAGGUUAAACGCAAAUUCUCAUCGUUCUUCAAAUCACUGGUGAUCGAAUUGGACAAGGAGCUAUACGGCCCCGACAACCACUUGGUGGAGUGGCACCGCACUCUCACCACGCAAGAAACUGAUGGAUUCCAGGUGAAACGCCCCGGCUAUAAGAACGUGCGUUGCACUAUCUUACUCCUGCUGGACUAUCAGCCGUUGCAGUUCAAGUUGGAUGGGCGUCUGGCCCGUCUACUCGGCGUCCACACACAAACAAGACCUGUCAUUGUGAACGCACUGUGGCAGUAUGUGAAGACACACCGUUUGCAGGAUCCUCAUGAACGCGAAUGGGUCGUCUGUGACAAGUAUCUGGAGCAGAUCUUCGGCUGUGCACGUAUGAAGCUUGCCGAGGUGCCAGGGCGCCUGGCAGCUCUACUGCACGCGCCGGAUCCCAUCGUGAUCAACCACGUGAUCGGUGUGGAGGCCCCGCACGACGCCAAGCAGACCGCCUGUUACGACAUCGAUGUAGAAGUUGAUGAUACACUGAAGUCCCAGAUGAACAGCUUCCUGCUGAGCACGGCCAACCAGCAGGAGAUUCAGGGGCUCGACUCCAAGAUACACGAGACGGUGGAUACGAUCAACCAGUUGAAAACGCAUCGUGAGUUCUUCCUCUCAUUCAGCAAGGACCCUCAACAGUUCGUGCACAAGUGGCUCGUGUCGCAGUCUCGUGAUCUUAAGACGAUGAACAGUGGCGGCGGCAAUCCGGAGGAGGAGCGUCGUUCAGAGUUCUACGCGCAGCCGUGGGCCGGCGAGGCCGUCGCGCGCUACCUGGCCGCGCGCCUCGCGCAGCGCCGCCAGCAACUAGACGCCGCCCUCGCUCCGCAUCUCACUAGACUGUAGAAGCGUAUAACACACAAUGUGUUAGAUCUUAUAAGAAUAAACGGUUUUGUAAUCAUGUCAAA
Cydia strobilella is the source of this 2008-nucleotide messenger RNA. RefSeq names its product brahma-associated protein of 60 kDa (gene Bap60). Gene Ontology annotation, molecular function: transcription coregulator activity. The coding region runs from base 243 to 1946 and encodes 567 amino acids. Lineage: Eukaryota; Metazoa; Arthropoda; Insecta; Lepidoptera; Tortricidae. Gene Ontology annotation, cellular component: nucleus; SWI/SNF complex. The transcript has 11 exons. Gene Ontology annotation, biological process: regulation of transcription by RNA polymerase II. The record is from RefSeq and is a predicted model, not a curated record.